GCCAGCAAACCUGCAGCAGAGUCUACGACUGAGACCUAGAGGAAUACCACUGCAGCAAGAUGCAGAUGACUACAAAAGUGAGGCAGGCGGUGAUAGUGACGCUCUCUGUGCUGAUUGUGAUUGUGUUCUUCGGGAAGCUGUCCCGGACGAGCAGCCGGGGGGAGGUGUCGGCGGAGGAAGGGGCUGGUGGAAAGCAGGAUGCGUCGUCGAACCUCUUUGGGUUGCGGCUGAACGACCAGAUGGAGCUGUCGCAGAAGCUGGACGAGAUUGCGGAGAAAUUGCUCGAGCAGCAGGAGAAGCGGUUGUCGCAGCUCGAGGAAGACAAGAGCAAGCUCGAGAGACAGCUCAACGAGCUCAAAAAGCCGUCGCCGGACUUGACGCUGCGGGAGAAGCUUGCGUUUGUGUACCCGUACGACCAGAACCAGAAGUUCCCGGCGUACAUCUGGCAGACGUGGAAGUACGGGUUGAACGACGACAAGUUCGACAAGGAGUAUAAGCGGGGCGAGGAGCAGUGGGCGAUCAAGAACCCAGGGUUUGUGCACGAGUUCUUCAACGACGACACGUCGAACGCGAUCAUCCGGUACCUUUACAUGGGCAUCCCGGAGGUGGUGAGGGUGUACAACGCGUUGCCGCACGUGCUCCUGCGGGCAGACUUCUUCAGGUACUUGAUUCUCUUUGCCAAGGGUGGCGUGUAUGCGGACGUGGACACCAACCCGCUGCAGCCCAUUCCCAACUGGAUCCCGGAGAACGUCGACCCGAGCGAGUUGGGCAUGAUCAUCGGCAUCGAGAGCGACCCCAUCGACAAGGACUGGCGCAAGUACUACACGCGUCGGCUCCAGUUCGCCAACUGGGUCGUGCAGGCCAAGCCGGGGCACCCCAUCUUGCGCGAGAUCAUUGCCGCCAUCACAGACAUCACGCUCGACAAGAUGCGGGACGGAGACCUCCACAUCCGCAACGAGAACGAGGACGAGUUCCUCCUCGACGUGAUGAACUGGACCGGUGACGGGCUCUUCACCGACGUCAUUUUCCGCUACUUCAACGACUACGUUUUGAGCGGCAUCUUUUCCCAGGUCACCUGGAAGGACUUCACCAAGAUGGACGUCCCCAAGCUCGUCAGCGACGUGCUUGUUCUUCCCGUCAACUCCUUCGGGGCCGGCGCCGACCACGACGACGAGCUUCCGGACGACGCCAUCCACGGUGACCUCAGCCACCCGCUCGCCUUUGUCCAGCACUUCAAGCACCGUGUUUUCAGACAGAACAACCAGUGAUUCCUCCUCUACAUCCUAUAUCCCGUGUAUAUGCCUAUCUGUGUAUAUCUUUACUUCCCUUUUCGGCUUUGCUCCAGGUCGAUCGACCCGUCCCGUCGUUUUCAGUCGAUCGUCCUUUUUUUGUUUUUCCUCCUUUUCUCCCCCGGUGUUGACAACGCCCCCGAAGAGGAAGGCACGCGCUUGCUCCGGCUUCAAGUCGCAGCCCGCGCCGUCCAGCAGAAAACAAAGAGCGCACGCCCCGCUGCGCGCGCGCCCCCCGAG
Molecule: messenger RNA, 1529 nt
Organism: Pichia membranifaciens NRRL Y-2026
Lineage: Eukaryota; Fungi; Ascomycota; Pichiomycetes; Pichiales; Pichiaceae
Exons: 1
Coding region: 60-1268 (402 amino acids)
Biological process (GO): protein N-linked glycosylation
Cellular component (GO): mannan polymerase complex
Molecular function (GO): alpha-1,6-mannosyltransferase activity
Source: RefSeq, a predicted model, not a curated record